AGUGAAUUGAUAAAAUUGUGUUUUUCUAAACGCACAAAUCCGGUUGUUAUUACUGAUGAUUUAGUUGACGCAAUCUAUGGACUUUCACGAGACAUUGAUCAUCCAAAUGUCAACGUCAUUGAUCACAACUAUCAAGCAAGACAAAUCACAAUAUUCAAUCGUACCUAUCCGACGUAUAUUCUUCCCGCUAAUUCAGCUAGUCAAUUGAAAAAUCUGUUACAUGUAUUGAAGUCAUCGCCGACAUGGAGCAUUAAAACUGUAUUUUUCAUCAUUGGAACCAACGUAGAAUCUUGUGGCAACGCUUCGAAAAUGCUCCAAGUUCUCUGGAAAUUGAAUUUGAUCUCAGCAUUCUACGUCUGCUACGAGCCGAAUGACAAAGAGUCGAUGAUGCUGUACACGUAUAAUCCUUUUACCAACCGAGCUCCUGAACCGUGGGUGGAAGUGGAAUCAACCGACAGACCAGACGAUCGAUGGAGUUUGUACAAGCAGCCUUACACAAACGACAAAGACGCUUGUAAAAGUCUCACUUGUAAAAGCUAUGUUAGUUAUGCGGAAACUUUAUUUUCUGCUUUAAAUGUUACACCCAUCAUAUACUAUGAUCAAAAAGGUUACUGGAAUAAUCAUACUGCAUCUGGGUAUAUGACGGUAUUAAUGGAUAGUACAUAUAAUUUGGCUUUAAAUAUACGCAAGCUCCAACCCAUACCCAAGAUCGAUUUUAUAAAUUGGAAUCGUCAAACUUACGACAUGAUGAUCACUCAGCGCAUAAAUAUUGUUCGGACAGUUAAAAACGAUGAAACAUUUUUAAAUUUUGGAACUAUUAGCGUAACAAUUCUUAUUUUAGUGGUAACGUUCGUGAUUUUAGUAAUCCACAAUGGUCGUGAUUAUGGCGACGGGUUCUUGGAUAUUAUUCGGAUCUCCAUAGGUUCUGGAAUAGACGCGCCGUUAGAUAAAUUACCGGUCCGCGUUACUUUUAUCAUGACAACUUUGUUAUUUUUUGUCGUCACUCCAGAUAUACAAGGUCAAAUUUUCUCCUACUCGACUAAACCUGAACGGUCUUACCCUCAAAAUUUAAAAGAUUUGAGAGACUUUAAGUUCAAUAUUCACUACGCCAAACACUUGAAAGAUUUCAUUCUAGAACAGAAAUUAGUUUGGAAUUUGAAUAAAACGUACUUGCGACCGUUCUAUUAUCAUCCCGCACAGUGCUACGAUAAAGUUUUAAAUGAUAGUUCUAAUGCUUGUCUGGCUGUACAAAGUUAUCAAGUACAAGCUGCAUAUGACUAUAACUUGCAUUUGGCUAAAAAAAAAAAAUUGAAUCCUGCGUAUAUAUCUUAUUGGGCAAAGAAAGAUUGGGUCCUCAAGGAUAAAGCUCAGAAAGAAACUUCGAAAUUUCUAGAAAUGGGUCUUUUUGAUUUCUGGGAUAAGCAGCAAUCAAAAUACAUUUUUGAGAAGUUCAAAGCUAAGGAAACAGUUGAAAAUGCAGGUACAGAAUAUGAUGAUAUCGAAUUUGAAAAUUUAGCAAGCAUUUACUUAUUUAUUUUUCUUAGUUAUUUACUUGGCAUAUUGAUUUUUGUCACCGAAAUACUAAUUGUAAAGUAUAAGGCAGAACGACAUAAGAAAACGAUAAUUCGAACACUUGAAAAACGCGUUAAGUACGUCGGAGGUCGGCUUAUUCCAAUAAAAUAG
Molecule: messenger RNA, 1683 nt
Organism: Cotesia congregata
Lineage: Eukaryota; Metazoa; Arthropoda; Insecta; Hymenoptera; Braconidae
Source: the annotation of a GenBank genome assembly